CGAAGCCUUGGAAAAGUAAAUCCGGACAGGUUAGUGCGUCAACCAGCACCCAAAUUCUUUCUAAAAAUUGCUCUUCAAGUGUAUCAGGCUCUUCUCAACCAAAAAAACACCUAAAACCUAAAAAAGAAAACCUGAACUGGACAAAUUUGAGUAUAUACUAUAUAGAUAGAGGACUAUUCAGACAUAAGUGAAGGCACCGUAGAGAAAGUAUCCGUAGAGGGAACAGUAUCUGUAGAGCAGACAGCAUCCGUAGAAGAGAAACGAUCCUUAGAGCAAGUGAUGGCCCGGAAACUGCAGUGGUACGACUAUAAGUGGCACGAGUUGGUGGCCUUGAAUGACCGCAAAACGUUCAGCAGCGAAGUGGAGCGCCAGGAGCGUCGUCACAAACUAGAGAUGGCCCUGAGCCAUAUGAUGCCAUGGAACGAUUGCGACUUUUCGAGGAUCAAUGUCCGGUCGCCGCAUCCCCUCGAGUGCCGUUCCGCCGACGACUGGAGUCGCAUCUUGGAGGGAAACCUGGGCGCCACUGUCCGCGUCUGCAUCGGCAGGGCCACCUUCUGGUGCAUCCCGGCACUGCUCCAGCUACACUCCGGCUACUUUGCGCGUCACCCGCGUUCCGUAAGUCGUUUCCGGGAAGGCACAGAUCUUACCGCCGUUGGUUUUCGGGCCGCUUAUGAUUGGAUGAGGCAGAAGGAGCCCCUGGACGCAAACUCGCAGCCCGGCAAGCUGGUGGAACUGCUGCACACCGCCAUCCAGCUGGACAUAAGCUCACUGGAAGUCAUAUGUAAUCGCUACCUGUGCAGUUCGCAGUGCCGGGAACAGAUCGCAUUCGAUAUCUACAUGCGGGCCAGGACGUACGAGGUUCUGCGUCCCCAGUGCCAGCUGAUGCUCCAACGGAUCGGGUUCCACUUCCUGGCCAUGGUCGGGGACAGCCAAUACCUGGACCUGCCGGUAGAAGAUCUAGUGACAAUACUGCAGCAGGACAAUCUGGGGGUCAACACGGAGAUGGAGGUUCUGUACAGCAUCAUCCGCUGGAUGGCCGCCCGGCCCAUCAAACGAAGGGGAUUGCUGAGCCGCCUGUUUGAGUGCAUCCGCUUUACGCGUCUGCCCAACAAACUGCUGCGCAGGAUGUGGCACGGCUUAAUGUUCCCCGACCUUUCCAACAACCUCAAUUUUUUGACCAUUUUGAAGGACGAUCUAGAGGUUGAAGAACGCAUCAGCCAAGCCAUCACCGUGGUGGGCUUGCGCGCUAUCUACACAGACCACCACGAGUUCAAGAAAAUGUGCCGCGACUUUAGUCUGGCGGUGGAUGCUCCACGCGAGUGGCUCUACGACGAGGACUGCCCGUACCAUCGGCCCCGGCCCCGCGCACCCUACUCGCAUGUCAGCUUCAGUGCAUUUUUCAAGUAUGUGACUCUCCGGGCGGAGAAGGCAAAGGAGGCUCCCCGGGAGCUGAUCAACUUGCGGGCCACAUUGCCCUCAUCCGAAACGGAGAAGCAGGAUGGUGACGUCGACCUGGAGCAAGACAACUACGACGACUUGGACUACAUCUCGGGUGAGAUGCUCCGACUGCAGCAGGAUCCACAAGAGACAAGCAACCCUAUCAUUCCACCAAUAAUGGAGAGCGCCACCGAGCGAGAGGAGGAUCCGGAUGAUGAACAACCAGUGCCCCUUUCACCCGAAGAGUGGAACGACCAGGUAGAGUUCGAGGAGCUCGAGUCCGUGCCAGCCCAAUCGAAGAUUGAAGAGUCCCGGGAAUCCGGACAGUGCUUAUUGGUGCAUCCGGAACCGGUUCAGACUGAAGCUUCGGCUUUAGCUCAGUCUCCAGCUCCGGCUACAGUUCCUACUCAGGCCGUGUCUCUAGUCUCGUCUCCGGCUUCUACUUCAACUGCAGUUCUAUGUGGCGCUCCAAUGUUAGUUUCAGUUUUGCUUCCAGCUCCUGCUACAGUUUCAUUUUUGCUUCGCAAUCGGCGCAACCAUAACGAAGACAUGUUGGGAGAAGGUUUAACUUCCAGAAUCGGUAUACACAUUCCGUCACCUACGAAUAUGGUUUAUUCACCCACUCGUUCCCGCUGGCUGAUGGCCAUCAGAGACUGCCUCAUCGGCGAUGAGGUGGAGGCGAACCGCGAGGACGAGGACAUCACAUGUCGCAGUCGCUAUGCCGCUGACUUGGAGAAUAUGUGCAACGGGCAGCCUCUCGCUCCCGAGGUGGAAGACGGUUAUCCAGAGGAUAAGAAGAUUGAAGUCGUUCCCUUUGAGUCAUACUUACUGACAACUAGCGAGAUCAUAGCCCAGAUGCUGGCCAGGGUUGGGGAGAAGGACGAUGCCGAGGUGAAGGAGGCACCAGAACUUGCUCCUGAAGAAAACAACUCCAAGUCUUAAUUCAAGGUUUUAGUUCAAAUAGUAGUUUAUAUCCGAGUCCUAGUUUACUUUUAAUUUCAUUAGCUUAGUUUCGCGCCAGCUUCAGUCAGUUUUAGGCCCAUUUCGAGAUCCAUUCUAUAUCAGCUAAUUAUGGUCCUUUCGGGUUCCUUUUAAAAAUCGUGACGCUUGGAU
Molecule: messenger RNA, 2550 nt
Organism: Drosophila bipectinata
Lineage: Eukaryota; Metazoa; Arthropoda; Insecta; Diptera; Drosophilidae
Source: RefSeq, a predicted model, not a curated record